GUGCUUCUACAGCUGCAUUGCUUGUUGUUUGGUGUUUUAAGCUGGGUUUCUGUACAGCACUUUGUGACAUCGGCUGAUGUAAAAAGGGCUUUAUAAAUACAUUUGAUUGAUUGAGAGAUUGACUAACUAAACAUCCAUUGUUGAAUGUGCCAAACUCACACAAGUUACCUCACAGGAAAAAAUACAUACUGAAAUAAGCCAAUUAUGUUUGAGUGAUGUGGACCCAAGCACUUCGUCUACUAAAGGCUUUUUGUCAAUGAAGCCUAAUGAUAUCCAUGUUUUAUAUUACCCACCCACACUCUGUGUGAUGUGUGGGGGUGUUAAUGGGUUGUCAAUGCUCAGUAGAAAUAGAUAUUUCGUAAGUAAUUCUGUGGCUACCAGAGUUUUAGAUGUGGACUCUUACGUAAAUUACAUUUGACUUUGUAGUCAUUUAUCUUACGUAAAUUACAUUUGACUUUGUAGUCAUUUACUGUAGCAGAUGCUCUUAUUUAAGAUACUCUUUGAAAAGCAAGGGUUUCAGAUGUUUUCAGAAGUUGGGCAGGGACUCUGCUGUUCUAGGUUUAGGUGUAGAAGGGCCAAGCGACCAGAGUUGGCAGAAAGUGGUGCUAGAGUUGCAGUUGUCCAGGCCGGGGAUGUCUGUGGCCCUUCCUCUGUGAGGUAUGGUCAUAACCUACAAAUGUUGUAGAGCAUGAACAUGCAGGACCGAGUCACUGCUUUGAUGUUUGCAGAGAACAUGUUGUCCUGGGUCAUGCAAAGGCUUUUUUAACUCUGGGAGGGGGACACUGUGGAGUUGAUCCUCUCCACUACACCUGGUAGGAGCGGGGAACACCGUGGACAGAUCCUCUCCACUACACCUGGUAGGAGCGGCCUGCCAGGUAGAACGCGAUCCAAGAGUGUGCAGAACCUGAGACACCCAGCCCUGAGAGGGUGGAGAGGAGGAUUGGAUGGUUCACAGUGUCAAAGACAGCGGAUAGAUCUAGGUGGAUGAGAACAGUUGAGAGAGAGUCAGCUUUGGCAGUGAGGAGAGUCUCAUUGACACAGAGAAGAGCAGUCUGGGUUGAGUGACCCGUCUUGAAGCCUGGUUAGGGUAGCGAGAGAGAUGAUCAAAGACAGAAUGCUCAAGUGUUUUGAAAAGAAAGAAGGAAUACCGGUCUGUAGUUUGAGUCAGAGUGUUGUUGUUUUUUAAAGGUGGAAUGACUGCCAGUUGUCGGGGAUAAGGAAAGUGAGGAAAGUGAGGAAUGGGAGAAAGUCUCCAGGGAAGGGAAGAGGUGAUGGGGUCAAGUGGGCAGGUUCUCGGGUGGACGAACCUCGCUAGUAGCAAAAUUUCUUCUGGAGAGAGAGGGGAGAAAGAGGUCAAGGCGCAGGGUAGUUCUGUGUGAGAGUGAACAGUGGAUUCAAUAGGCUGAGUGAAUGAGGAGCAGAUGUCGUUAAACUUCUUUUCAAAGAGGUUGACAAAGUCGUCCGCAGAGAGGGAGGAGGGAAAGGGAGGGGCAUAGGAUGAAGGAGAGAGGAGAAGGUGGAAAAGAGUUUUCUCGGGUUAGAGACAGAAGGUUAUAAUUUAGAGUAAUACAAAGCGCAUACAGAGCAACAGAAGGUAGAGAGGAGGGAGUGGAAGGUUGAUAGGUCCUCUGGAAAUGUAGUUUCCCUCCAUUUUCACUCAGCUGCCCGCAACCCUGUUCUGGAAGCAGUGAGCCACUCAGACAAUGUUUCAGGAGGGGAGGGCCAAGACGGGUAGGAGGAAAGGGGACAGUGCGAGUCAUAGGAUGCGGGAAGUGAUGAGAGUAGGGUUGAAGAGGCAGAAUCAGGAGAGAGGAGGGAGAAGGGUUUAGCAGAAGGGAGAGAUGAUAGGAUAAAUGAGGAGAAAGUAGUGGGAGAGAGAGAGUGAAUAUUGCGACAUGGUGCAUGACCAUCUGGGUAGGGGCUGAGUGGCUAGGGUUGGAGGAAAGGCAGACAGAAAAGGAAAAUAGUGAUCAGAGACGUGGAGGGGGUUGCAGUGAGAUUAGUAGGCGAACAGCAUCUUGUAAAGAUGAGGUCAAGCAUAUUGCCAGCCUUGUAUGUGGGAGGGGACUGGCAAAGGGUGAGGUCAAAAGAGGCAAGAAGGGGAAACAGAGUUGGAAAGAAAUUACUUGAAGGCAGAUGUCAAGAGGUUGGUCUCCAGGGAACGAGUGGCAGUGACAGCAUGGAAUUCAAAUGAGGAGAUGGACAGGACGUAGUACGAGCCGGUGGUCAACUCCAGGGAAAGAGCCUCCGGUUGGGCUUUGCUGACCUUGCUCCAUCCACUAUCUCUGGUCCUCCACCUAGUUCUUUGGAUCUCCUGACAACACCACUCUCUCGACUCUUCCCGUUGACACGGCACUAUACCCAGGGGUGCUAACCCUGUCCAUCUCCAUCUCUGGUUUCCUGGACCCACCACUCCCUCAUCUCUCCCCCAGCAACCCUUCCCCUCCCUGGUCCGAGAUAUAGAUGUCUGUGCCCUCGGCCUUGGAGUUCCACUGGCAGAGCCUGGCUCGGCUGCCAAGCGGGCGUGUCUACCACUCCCUGGCGGAGGUGGGGGGGCAGAUGUACAUGCUGGGGGGCUGUGAUGCUGCAGGGAGGCCCUCCCCAGCCCUGGAACUCUACUCUCCAGAGGGGGACCAGUGGUUAAGCUUGCCCCCCAUGCCCACCCCUCGGGCGGGUGCGGCAGUGGCGGUGCUGGGCAAGCAGAUCCUGGUGGUGGGUGGUGUGGGGGAGGACCAGCGCCCUCUCAAGGUUGUGGAGGUGUACAACACAGAGGAGGGGAGGUGGAGGAAGAGGAGCGCCCUCAGAGAAGCACUGAUGGGGGUGGCCGUCACUGUAAAAGAUGGGCGUGCGUUGGCAGUGGGUGGUAUGGGUUCAGACCUGCUCCCUCGUAGUAUACUACAGCAGUAUGACCUGAGGAAGAAUGUGUGGGCACUACUGCCCCCUAUGCCCACACCGCGAUAUGAUGCUACAGCACACCUACUGGGCAACAAGAUCUACGUGGCAGGUGGGCGUCAUUUUAAGCGCACGUUGAAGGUCUUUGAGGUAUUUGAUUCAGAGACACGCUCCUGGAGUACACUACCCAACAUGCCGUGUAAACGUUCGUACGGUGGCGUGUUCUGGGACAGUUCGGGGAGGCUGUGUCUGCUGGGGGGGCUAAGGAAGGGAGGGGGCCACCAGAGCUCCAAGUUCACCAAGAAUGUCAACAUCUUUGAUACUAACCAGGGGUUGUGGUUGAAGUCAGAGGACACGGUGGCCAUGAAGACUAAGAGGGCUGACUUUGCCUCAUCUUUCCUCAGGGGCAGGAUGGUCGUAGCAGGAGGACUUGGUCACCAGCCUUCAGUUCUGGACACAGUGGAAGCCUUCCACCCUCAGAAGAGGAAGUGGGAGAGACUGGCUCCCAUGGCAAUGGCGCGAUGCUCUGCCUCAUCCAUUGUCAUCAGGGACCGCUUGCUGGUGGUGGGAGGAGUCAACCAGGUCCCUAGUUCAGCCCAUGAGAUCCUGUAUGUGAAAGAGGAGUGUCUGUAGGCUUGAGGACAUGAGCCUUACAGGAUGAUUGACAGCAGGAUGACCACAAGAAGAUUCUGAAUUCUAGAACAUUCUAUUCAAGAUCAGUGGUUACAGUGCUUUCAUAAUGGCUGCUGGUCUGGGACAAGUGCAAUAUGUUUCCUAAGAUCUACAGAGGAAUAGAAACGAUGGGGAAAUAAUGCCACAAACACAGAACAGUGCCCUCUCCUGGGUUGUCUAUGCACACUCAACUCCAACACACAGUGAGAGAACUGAUAUCACACAGGCUACACACACAGAGAAUAGAUCCCAAUUAUCACCAUACUGACUCACAUCGUACAAAAUUUUCUACACCAGGGAUGGCCAACUUUGAUGGGCGUAGGCCCACUAAAAAUCUGAACUCAUCAUGAGGGGCUGUAGUUACUCGCGGGUCUGCGUACCCACGUGGGCACAACCACAUUUCGAAAUUGCGCCUUGUUUAUUCUAAAAAUCAAAGGUAGCCAGUUGCACAUCCCUGUUCUACACACACGAGGAGCUGGCUUUCUCUGUAAAUAAGUUAUUCAGAAGAGUUUUAGUCAUGUAAAGAUUCCUCUUCACUGUGUGUGAUCUCCCUAUAGAGAUUCUCAAGGUAUUCAAUAUUUUUUUUACUUUUGCAUCUAUAGUUGUAGAUUUACUGCUUGCCUUGCCUUAAACGUUUUUAACUGGACAUAUAGAUGUGAUCUUAACAGGGAGUAAAGACAAGAGCAAGGUAAUACAUUUUGUAUUGUUACUGAGAUAAAUACUGUUUAUUUGUUGUGUAUGAAAUGUGUGCAGUUUGUAAACAGUUUGAUAUUCCCUACUGUAGAUGCAAGUGACAUGUUAGUGUACACCCAUCUCUAAGACCUAAGUUAGCCAACUCCGGACAUACUGUACAGUACAGUAUGCAGUCGCUUGGACUAGCAUGAAGACAUGCACUUAACUGGAGUGUGCUUAUAGCAUGCAUGCAGACAUAGCAUGCAUAUAUCUGGAGCAAGUCAAAAUAAUGUAUAUGAAUUAACUGCACUACUGAAACAGAGUGUGCAAUCAUCAGGAGUUGACUAUAUCCACUGAUGGAGGCCGCUGAGGGAGGACUGGAAUGGCUGGAAUGGACAGAAUGUAUUGGUAUCAAACACAACCAUGAUACCAUUCCAUUUACUCCAUUCCAGCCAUUAUUAUGAUCCAUCCUCCCAUCAGCAGCCUCCACUGAAACCUACAUAUUUGAAUGGGUUGCCUAUGGAUUGCUAUGGCAAUAGGAAUUAUAUAGGUGUGAGAAGGUUAAUCAUGUCAUGUCUGGUUUAAAGUAUAUAUCAAAUGGUGUAUGUUCUUUAAUCCUAUUUAAGAUCUGUUGCUCUUUUUAAAAUCCCCAUUUAAAAAAUAUAUGUUAUACUCGUGAUUACAUGCAAUACUGGUUUUCGGUUCAUCUGUUUUGGUUUGUAAUUAGUGCACUGUGUAUUGACAAUUGAUUUCUGUCAAAUGUACGUAUUAAUGAAUAGCUUCAUUCUCAGGAUGUUAUUAAAAAGCACAAACUACUGGAUGAAUACUUCUACAGUAAGUAUGGCUUUAAUGAGGUAUUCUUCUAACUUGAUUAGAAAAUAAAAGCUUAACAAAAAUAAAAAUAAAGCUUAA
Molecule: messenger RNA, 5148 nt
Organism: Oncorhynchus gorbuscha (pink salmon)
Lineage: Eukaryota; Metazoa; Chordata; Actinopteri; Salmoniformes; Salmonidae
Product: kelch domain-containing protein 8A-like
Exons: 8
Coding region: 2464-3525 (353 amino acids)
Molecular function (GO): protein binding
Source: RefSeq, a predicted model, not a curated record